Messenger RNA from Saccostrea cuccullata (small rock oyster), 1195 nucleotides. RefSeq lists its product as uncharacterized. The transcript is spliced from 10 exons. NCBI's taxonomy places the organism in Eukaryota, Metazoa, Mollusca, Bivalvia, Ostreida, Ostreidae. Bases 244 to 921 code for a protein of 225 amino acids. The record is from RefSeq and is a predicted model, not a curated record.
CGUGAUUUUAUAGAAAAAACAGAGGCAAUAGUUCUUGCAGAGGUAACAUUCGAUAUUGUUAAAAGCAGAGCUGAAUUCCUGGAUAAAAGCACAACCUGGCUUGAGAAAAUCAAUAAGUCGCUUCAAGUAUUCUUUGAAAACCAGCAAAUAAACGGAUUCCUCAGAGUGAAUGUCUUGUCUAUAGAAUUUGGAAGUAUUAUCGUUACUUAUGAGAUUAUUGGAGAAAAAUCUCAAUCAAAAACAAUGCAAAUUGGAGUUGCCGAAAGCAUGCUUCGAAUGAGGAGUGGGAAAUCAAAGGUGGUGAUUCUGAAUGAGGUUCCAAGGAUCAAGGGAGCAUCUAUAAAAAAUGUGAAUGGGACAAAAAUAGUGAUCGAUAAAUCGUCAAGUCUGUGUGAUGUGUACGAAAGUUUUGCGCCAUGUGAAGUAGGACAGCGAUGUAAAGUUUCCUCUGGGACGGUAGUCUGUGUAGAAGUUUCUAAAGAUUCGUUAUCAGACAAAUUCAUAUACAUCGUUGUUCUUGGAGUAAGUAUUCCAUUGGUUAUAGUGGCUAUCAUUCUGGUGAUUGUAUGCAAGUGUCACUACAUGCGCCAAUUGAAAACGGAAAAAGAAAAAAAUUUAGACAACAAAAAUCCCAGAACAGGAGCUAGUGGCAAUUUAGGAGGAAUGGAUAGUGGAUCACAGCGCACAACAGAUUAUGAUUCGAUAAAUCAUAAAAAUGUUUAUCGUAGAGAAUAUUUAGAAUUGAAAGAUACCAAUGCUUAUAGUUCCAAAAUGUCUUCAAGGGAAAGAAAAGAAACGGGAAAUCAAGGAUGUGAUAAUCCAGAUUAUAAAUGGGAUUUUAUUUAUGAAACACUUGAUCCAGAUGAAAAGUUCCAGAUUAAACGACCACAUAUCAGCUCCAACAUGAUGCGUCAUUACUAAUUAAAUGGUCACCAUUUGGAGAGGAAAUGGUUAUGGACAAUAUGGAACAUUUAAUAUUAAAUAACGAAAAAAUUUAUUGCGAAACAAAAGUACGGGGAACAUUGGUGAUAAAUGAUUUUUGAGUACUUUAAUGUAUAGAUGUUAGGUAUUUUGUGUUUAUUUCAUAAAAAAAAUUGUUGAUUUGAAAUUGUAUAUAUAUACCGGCUAUUGAUAGAAGACGUUUUAGAAUAGGUGGAUAGCUUGAUUUUUUUUUUAUUCGAAAUAUUCAUGACGU